Sturnus vulgaris (Common starling) is the source of this 1632-nucleotide messenger RNA. Lineage: Eukaryota; Metazoa; Chordata; Aves; Passeriformes; Sturnidae. The record is from RefSeq and is a predicted model, not a curated record.
UGUUGUUUUUGUUUUUUUUUUUUAAUCCCAGCUGAUAAAAUCUGUGGAAUUUCUGUCGUGACCUGUUGUGUGUGGUUGAUUCCUUCCAGGUGGCCAUGGGUUUCUUCCAGGUGGGCUUUGUCUCCGUGUACCUGUCGGAUUCUCUGCUCAGUGGCUUUGUCACAGGGGCCUCCAUCACUGUGCUGACCUCACAAGUCAAAUACCUUCUGGGCCUGGACAUCCCUCGCAGCGGGGGCAUCGGCUCCCUCGUCACCACCUGGAUAAACAUCUUCAGGAGCAUCCACAGGACCAACCUCUGCGACCUCAUCACCAGCUUCCUGUGCUUCCUGGUGCUCAUCCCGGCCAAAGAGCUGAACGAACGCUUCAAAUCCAAGCUCAAGGCUCCCAUCCCAGUGGAACUCUUCGUGGUUGUGGCAGCCACUCUGGCGUCUCACUUUGGGAAGCUGAGAGAGAAUUACGGCUCCAGCAUUUCCGGGCACAUCCCCACUGGGUUCCUGCCACCACGGCCUCCAGACUGGGCCCUGAUUCCCAACGUGGCGUUGGAUGCCAUCCCCAUUGCCAUCAUUGGCUUUGCCAUCACCGUGUCCCUCUCGGAGAUGUUCGCCAAGAAGCACGGCUACUCGGUGAGAGCCAACCAGGAGAUGUACGCCAUCGGCUUCUGCAACAUCAUCCCCUCCUUCUUCCACUGCUUCACCACCAGUGCUGCUCUUGCCAAGACCCUGGUCAAGGAGUCCACGGGCUGCAGGACCCAGAUGUCCGGCCUGGUGACCAGUUUGGUGAUCCUCUUAGUGCUCCUUGUGAUCGCGCCGUUGUUUUACUCCCUGCAGAAAUGCGUCCUCGCCGUCAUCACCAUCGUCAACCUCCGCGGGGCCCUGCGCAAGUUCAGGGACCUGCCCAAGAUGUGGCACCUGAGCAAGGUGGACACGGUGAUCUGGGGGGUCACCAUGGUGGCCACGGCGCUCAUCAGCACCGAGAUCGGGCUCCUGGUGGGGGUUUGCUUCUCCAUGCUCUGCGUCAUCUUCCGCACGCAGCGCCCCGAGGCGCCGCUGCUGGGCUGGGUGGCCGAAUCGGAGACCUACGAGUCCCUGUCUGCCUACAAAAACCUGCAAACCAAGCCCGGGGUGGUGGUGUUCCGAUUUGAAGCCCCCCUGUAUUACAUCAACAAGGAGUGCUUCAAAUCCAUCCUCUACAAACAAACUGGGGUCAACCCCGUGUGGGUGAAGGCGGCCAAGAAGAAAGCGGAGAAGAGGAUGCUCAAGGAGAAGGAGGAGGGGUCUGGGGACAAGCAGAGCGACAUCCCCACGGAUUUGGGGUUGGAAGCUGUGGGGUUUCACACCAUAGUGAUCGACUGCUGUGCCGUGCAGUUCCUGGACACGGCCGGCAUCCGCACGCUCCAGGAGGUCUGCAAGGACUACGGGGACAUCGAUGUCCACGUGCUGCUGGCCCAGUGCAACCCUUCUGUCAGGAGCUCCCUGCUCCGAGGGGACUUCUUCAAAGAAGGGGAGGAGCACCUGCUCUUCCACAGCGUGCACCAGGCCGUGGACUUCGCCCUGGGCACGCAGGGCCACGGUGCUUGCAAGAACUAGGUGGGAAAGAGAGGAGAUAGGAGCAAAGGCUGGGCAAACAGGGCUG